Rubroshorea leprosula is the source of this 2128-nucleotide messenger RNA. NCBI's taxonomy places the organism in Eukaryota, Viridiplantae, Streptophyta, Magnoliopsida, Malvales, Dipterocarpaceae. The record is from the annotation of a GenBank genome assembly.
AUUACUCAAGACACCUGGUUUGUUCAGAGAGAACUUUGAUACCCUCUGUUGUUAUUCUGUUGUCUUUCUUUGUUCUUCAAGUAGGAAUCUCUCUCUUGAUGGCUUCUGCUGUCGUCGUAUCCUUGUUUCUUGUUCUGGUCCUCACCUCUCUUGAAAUUCUUCACUCUGCUGGCGAAGCAGGGUGGUCUAAACAGUGUCCGUCCUUCGAUUGUGGUAAUUUUACUGCACCUGGGUUCCUUUUCACUGGUAGUGGUAAGGGACGCCCUGGGUGUGGGUUUUUCCUAAUUAAAGGGUGUAAUGAAACAAUUAAGAAGAUCCAACUGGAGAAAGGAGGAAGAUGGUAUACAGUUGAAGGAAUAUCCCAACAAAACAUCAUUAACAUUCGUGACAAUGUGCUUUUACAGUCCCCUGAUUGUCAAUUCUUUGCCAAUUUGCCUCUUCCUAACAUUCCUUCUGUCUCUUUCAGUGUCCUUAACAGCGUGGCUGUUCUCAAUUGUAGCAAAAGCACUCCAAACACUACCAUCCCAGAAGACUUCACUCCCAGUCAUAGAAGCUGCAACAACCGCAGUGUAUACUUUAGGAUUCAGGAUGGAUUAGCUCCGAUUACCAAAUGGAAUGUACCUGCGAAUUGUUGUCUUGCAAUUGAUUCCCCACUUAAAACCCUUUCACACAACAAAGACCUCUUUACACAAUUGACUGCCAAGUUAUCUGUAGGUUUUGAAAUCCAUCUUGAUCUUCUUUGUCGUGGAUGUGGAAAAGGAGGCGAAUGCCCAAGUUCUUGUACCAAAAACGGAAAAGGGAAAUUACCAUUAUUGAAGAUAGGACUUGGAUUGGCAGUCUCAACUGUUGUUCUAAUAAUCAUGUCUAUCCUUAUCAUACGGUUUCGCACCUAUGAAAAGAAUUGUGGCUCUUCAAACCUUUCAAGUGAGGGCAAUGACAACUUCAAGAAGGAAGAUUGUAAUGAUAUUGAAGCUUUCCUAAGAGGCAAUGGGCGUCUGGCUCUGAAAAGGUAUAGUUUUAAAGAAGUUAAGAAAAUGACAAACAAGUACAGAGAUAAAUUAGGUGAAGGAGGCUUUGGAGCUGUUUACAAAGGGAAGCUAUCGGAUGGUUGCCAGGUUGCAGUGAAGGUCUUGAACAACGCAAAGGACAAUGGCGAAGCAUUUAUCAAUGAGGUUGCAAGCAUUAGUAAGACUUCCCAUGUUAACAUUGUCACUCUUUUUGGAUUUUGCUUUGAGGGUCAUAAACGAGCUCUGAUCUAUGAGUUUAUGUCAAAUGGAUCACUAGAGAAGUUCAUUCGUCAAGAAAAUCCUUCGGACACUAAUCGUCAACUGAAGUGGGAAACACUAUAUCAGAUUGCAGUUGGGAUAGCUAGAGGAUUAGAGUACCUGCACAGAGGAUGUAGCACGCGCAUUUUGCAUUUUGACAUCAAGCCACAUAACAUUCUCUUGGAUGACGAUUUCUGCCCCAAAAUAUCCGAUUUUGGCCUUGCCAAAUUGUGCCCCAGAAAAGAGAGUAUGGUGUCAAUGACAGUUGCGAGGGGAACAAUCGGAUAUAUUGCUCCAGAAGUGUAUUUUAGAAGUAUUGGAAAGGUAUCCCAUAAAUCUGAUGUUUAUAGUUAUGGCAUGAUGGUUCUAGAGAUGGUUGGGGCAAGGGAAAACAUUAAUGUUGAAUUUGAUCAUAGCAGUGAAUAUUUUCCACAAUGGAUUUACAGGCGUCUUGAAUUGGAUGAAGAACUUGGAAUUUGGAACAUCACGGAUGAGGAUGAUAAAGAAAGAGCAAGGAAGAUGAUAAUAGUAGGCUUGUGGUGUAUCCAGACUGACCCCUCAAACCGGCCGCCAAUUAGCAAAGUGCUGGAGAUGUUGCAAGGAAACCUUGAUUCCUUGCAAAUUCCACCCAAGCCUUUCUUUUCAUCUCCUCAGAGACUACUUACCGUAGCUAAUGUUGGAUCCUCAAGUUCGUUGAUUUCAUAAGUUCUGUUCGUUGGUUGACAGUUUGUACCUAUUUAAUUCAAGUGAAUUAUAAUUAAAAUUUAUACAUCAUUUAAAAGAAAAGUUCUUUCCAUUUAUUCAAUAAUUAUUACUUUUUCUCAAUCUAUUUGGUGUGUUUGGUAUAAAUAAUUUUUUUAAAA